Messenger RNA from Tachysurus fulvidraco (yellow catfish), 2965 nucleotides. It is a transcript of the gene ankrd55, whose product is annotated as ankyrin repeat domain 55. Gene Ontology annotation, molecular function: protein binding. The record is from RefSeq and is a predicted model, not a curated record. Lineage: Eukaryota; Metazoa; Chordata; Actinopteri; Siluriformes; Bagridae. Bases 786 to 2747 code for a protein of 653 amino acids. Gene Ontology annotation, cellular component: nucleus; cytoplasm. The transcript has 11 exons.
CAUAGGGCCUCAUACAUUUUAUUGAUAUCUUACUGCAUCUGCUAUAAAGAAGACUGGCAACCAUGUUAGAGAAUUGAUCCGACACUCAACACAUUUUCCUAGACUGAUGGAAAAAGAACUCAUGUACUGUGUGAUUGACAAAAAAAAUUAAUAAGAUCAGGUCAAAUAUCGUGAUUCGUGAGCAGAGCAUUCAGACAAUUCUUCAUGAUCAGGGUUGCCAGAUAGGGGUUACUUUCAUCCAUCUUUGAUGCGAUUUAAUCUGUACAGAAUUCACUUCAAAGUAUCUCAAAGUAUAACAUCUCCAAAUUAUAUCCGCUAAUUACAGCACAAGGUUUUUGAAAUAGUCCCAAGUUAGACCCGUGCCAAAUCUGGCAAAACAAUGCAUAAGGUCGUGCCACCACCAGGGUGCAUUGGGAUGCUGAUGAUGCUGCUUGUGGUUUUGCGCAUGCGCAGUGUGAGCAUUGCAAUCCCCCAUUCAUGAACAUCGAUCACAGAGACAUUGCGCGUCCUCUCCUCUCGCCUCGACUACAUCAAGAAUGCGCGCGUAAAACUUCUACCGUGGAAGUACGCACACGCGUUUUCCGUCUUCUCCAGAGCUUGCUCUCUCUUUCUACUCUCGCUCUUUCUUUUUUUUCCCUGUAUCUCUUUCUGUACAGUAUCUCAGGGGAAUCCAGUGGAGAACAGGAGCACUACCCGGCACCAUGCCAUAGUCUACACGAAGGAUACACUCGCUCCUUUCUCUCUGGAAGCUGUGUGCUUUCCUUAUGUGGUGGUAAUCCUCGGUCAUGGAGUUUCCCUCUGCCACCGUUUUUGACCAGCAGAAAGACUGUGCCGAGGAGGUGGACCUGAAUGUGGUGUUUCACGCAGCGGCUACAGGGGACGUCAACAGUCUCACAGCCACGAUACGUGAGGAUCCCUCAAUUCUGGAGUGCUGUGAUAGUGAAGGCUCGACCCCGCUGAUGCAUGCCGUCUCUGGGAGACAGGUGGAUACAGUUAAGCUGUUGCUGAAAAUGGGUGCAUCGAUCAACACUCAGGAUGCCUGUGGCAGGACUUCGCUUUCCCUCGCUACAUACUUGGGCUGGCUAGAAGGCUGUGUGUGUUUACUGCGAAAUGGAGCAAAACAGAACAUCCCUGAUAAGAACGGUCGCUUACCUCUUCAUGCUGCUACAGCUGAGGUCGACCUCAGACUCAUGGCCGUGUUACUGCAACAAUCAACACUGUGUGAAAUAAACCAUCAAGACAAUGAGGGCAUGACGGCACUUCACUGGGCUUCCUUCCAUAACCGCCCAGAGCAUGUCCAGGCCCUGCUGCAAAAAGGGGCAGAUCCCACACUGGUCGAUAAAGACUUUAAAACCGCACUCCACUGGGCUGUGCAGAGUGGAAGCAGAUUUAUGUGCUCACUAAUUCUCGACCAUCACCUUGGUUCCACCGUCAUAAACUAUGAUGACGAGAACGGCAAGACCUGCGUUCACAUUGCCGCCGCAGCAGGUUACAGUGACAUAAUCUACGAGCUUGCUCGUGUCCCUGAAACCAAUCUGCAGGCUCUGGAUGUGGAUGAACGGACACCACUGCACUGGGCAGCCGCAGCAGGAAAGGAGGAGUGUGUGCAAGCUUUGUUGCAGCUCGGUGUGGAGCCUGGGCCAAGAGACAUCAAUGAGAACACUCCAUUGACUUACGCCAUGUACUGUGGCCACACUGCCUGCAUCAAACUGCUCUCUGCUGACAACAGACCUGAAUCAAGCCGGCAGCUUCUUUCCCAAAGCAGUGACCCUGCUAUCAGAAAAGAGGGCAAAUUUCGUGUACUGAACCAAAUCUUCUCAUGUAAAAAGAAGAAAGAACUGCAUGCCACACAGCAAAGGGAGCUGAGCGAAGAGCGGCACCUGCAAGAAGAGACCUCUGAAGUGGACGACAUCAUCACCAUGUUCGACUGCAUUGUUGAUCCCCCAGCCAAGGAGGACAGCAGAAAACAGCCUAACGAACCCGAAAGGCUUGAGGAUCCCACCCACAAAGACCACAGGAGCCUACCUCCUAUACGCACACAGAGUCUUCCACCUAUCACUCUGGGAAACUCCUUGUUAACCAACUUGCACAAUGCACCACAUAGAACUGUGUCAGGCCAGAUGGUUAGUCAUUUAGCCCACAGGUCGCAGAAGAGCAAGAGUGAACAUGACCUGUUUGACAGCAGAACAAAGGCUCAGAAGGCCACAACUCUACACUGGAAAACAGAAUCCAUUCAGUUACUAAACCACAAGGCUUGGGUGUCACCUCCGUCUGACAGGAUGUCGGAUAAACUGUUGCAAGAAACACAGAGUCCUAUAGAUGUACUUUGCUCCAACCACAUACCCUACAUCCAGAGAAUUGACCAAGUUGCAAAUACUCAUCUGGUACCACUGCGAAUGAGAGACUCGGCCUUGACACGAAACAGCUUGGCUCCCAUUCGUGACCACUGCACUCACAGAUUCUCUUUGCCACCUGACCAAGUCUCUCAAGGAGUAAGAAAGUCCAAAUCUCUACCCCUCAGUUCUCUGGGACGUAGUCUGGCAGGACUCCCGCCUCCUGUAACGUCUAAGAGUCACAGACCAGGCAUUCAUCAGAGCCAAUCUCUCUGUUCCUUUCCCGCUCCUCUAACCACCGAGCCUCUGCGAAACAUGCAAGUUCUUCCCGCUAUCCCACCCCAAAGAAAGCGAAGCCCGUCACCGCCAACACUCCCGAAGAUGACUGAGGAUAACACUGACAGAAGAACCUGAUGCACUUUCAGUAUACUGCUAACAAAAACAAAGGGCUGACUUUUUUUCAGCCACAUACAAACUGGUUUCCAUCUGUAAACUUGAAAAAACUACAGGUUUUAUUAGAUUCUUUGGACUGUCAGUAAACUGUUGACGUAUAUUUUCAUGAAGACUUGAAAAGGAGGCGGUUCAUCGUAAUGAUUUGUCAUUGUUAUAAUGUUUGAUAAAGUUUACGAUGC